UAAUGCAAUACACUCUGCAUCUUAACAAUGGAAUUGCAAUAUUGCCAUUGUACAUUUUAAUGUAACUAGCUUUAGUUACAUGAUAUGACCGGUGAAUUUGUAAGGGAUAUUUUACGUAUUCUUUAUCUAGAAAUUGUUCAAAGAAAUUCAUUGCAAGUUUACCAGCACAAAAGGAAAUAUUUGAAUACUUUAUGUAUUAUAUUGUGAAUUGUCUGCUUGAGUUUUGGAGUGAUAAAGAAAUACUGCUAAGUGUACCAUUAGAAAUGUCUAUUAUAUUAACAAUGGCAGCAAGUAUUUUAUUUUGUGAGAUUUUCGGAAGUAUGUGGAUGACUGUUUCAGGAAUACGUGCCCAAUCGCCUGCUACUAAUGAGCAGCCUUGGGCUUCAAUUCUCUACACAGCUGUUGUGAAAGGAAAAGUGGCCUUGCCUUGCGAUAUAUCUCCGCCAUCCGCCGAUGACGGUGUAGCACUUAUUCUUUGGUACAAAGACGAAGCUCCAUCGCCUAUAUACACGCUAGAUGCUCGUCAAGGGACUCUAGAACAGGCCCGGCAGUCGGCGGUUUCCACGCUGGACCAUCGUGCCUACUUCAACAUGAUAAACAGACCCGCGUUUCUACAGCUGGACCCAGUACAGGAAGAAGACGCUGGAGAGUACAGAUGUAGAGUAGACUUUCAUAAAGCUAGAACAGUCAACACUGUAAUCACGCUGAAAGUUAUAGUUCCGCCGACUGAGCCCGUCAUAUAUGACGACGAAAGAAGAAAAGUCAAAGGAAUCAUUGGACCAUAUAAUGAAGGAGAAAAACUAAAACUUCUUUGCGAAUCAGAUGGAGGAAAGCCAAGGCCAGCUGUCACAUGGUGGAGGGACUAUGCAUUACUGGACGAUACGUACACUUUCGUCACAGGUGAUAAUUCCGUAAGAAAUGAGCUUGAAAUCGAAGAACUGAGGCGGAAUGAUUUGCUGGCUGUUCUGCAGUGCCAAGCGUCCAAUAACAAUAUCACUGUUCCAGCUUCAGUAUCCGUCACAUUGGAUGUCAACUUGAAACCUCUAAUUGUCCGAGUAGAGCCACAUAAACGACCUCUGUCGGCAGAAAAAGAGGCUGAUCUCAAAUGCUCCACCAGCGGUUCAAGACCACCUGCUGUCAUCACGUGGUGGAAAGGAAGCAAAGAAAUAAAAACAGGAAGAACAGACAGUCAGACAGGAGAUGCCACUAUCAGUGUUCUGAGAUUUGUCCCUUCUGUAGAAGACAACGGGAAAUAUUUUUCCUGUAGGGCUCACAAUCCUGUAAUACCUGGAAGUGCAAAGGAAGAAGGAUGGAAUCUUGAAGUAUUUUAUGCCCCUCAAGUCACUCUACAGCUGGGAAGUACAUUCAGACAAGGAGAAGUGAAAGAGGGCAAUGAUGUUUUCUUUGAGUGCAACAUAAGAGCUAAUCCUUGGGUGACAGAAAUAUCUUGGUACUUCGAGGGACGUGAAUUGCGGACCAAUACAUCUGCAGGAAUAAUCAUAAGCAAUCAGACUCUCGUAUUACAAAACAUUAAUAGGACCAGUCGUGGUAAUUAUAGGUGUUCUGCAGCUAACGCCGAUGGAGUAGGGACCAGCAAUGAAGUUUUUCUUCGAGUAAAAUAUGCUCCUGUCUGCAGACCUAGUCUGCGACGUGUUUAUGGCGUAGGUCGCCUAGAAGCAGUUCGUGUUUUGUGUGAAUUAGAAGCAGAUCCUCCUAAUCUAGAGUUCCACUGGCGGUUCAAUGCUUCUGAACGAAAUUUAGAUAUAUCAGAUUUCAGUUCAAGUGGAAGAGAAAGCAUUGCCACAUAUGUUCCACACACAGACGACGAGUAUGGAACUUUGUCUUGUUGGGCCACGAAUGAAGUAGGCUGGCAAAAGGAGCCAUGUCUGUUUUCUAUUGUUCCUGCAGGUCCUCCUGAAGCCUUACUAAACUGCUCUGUCGUCAACCACACUGAAAGCUCCAUUCAAGUUGACUGCAUUGAAGGAUACAAUGGGGGACUGCCUCAAGUAUUUACCCUUGUAGUUUAUGAUAAAGAAAUUGGUAAAUUGCGAUCAAAUGUCACCUUGCCACAGCCAUCCUUCGUCAUACAAGGUUUACCCAGCAGCACUGCACUACGCUUGCUUGUUUAUGCUAGUAAUGGAAAAGGCAGGAGUCCGCCUUAUCCUUUGUUCGCAACAACACUACAGAAAGCAGAAAAAUUAACAGGAAUGCAAGGCAUUAUCAUCAUUCGGCCAGUCCUGGGUCUCCUCAUCGGGGUUUUAGUUGCCUUGGUGAUCAUUGCCAUCAUCAUCAUCGUAGCCCUAAAAGUGAAAAAAAGAAGAAAACAGAAAGAUUGCCAAGGAGUAUCUGGUGUUUCUGAUAAAUCUCAGACACCCUUAAAGAAAGACACAGAUGACAUGCCAGAUGGAGAAGAAAAAGGACCGGAUAUCAUUCCGGCGAAUAUUAUAAAUCGAGCUUAUUACACAGAGGAUCCAAAAGAAAGCUCACCAUCGGGAAGCACUAUCACCAGCCGAAGAUGGCCAGAAACACCGCCACGAGAUUCUAUAGAAACCUCUUUAGCAACAUCUACGUAUAGAAAACCUCCAGAGGACAUAACAUAUGUAGAAUUAUCACUACCAAGGGAACACCACAGUGUCACAACUGUAAGACGGAAAGAACCACCAACAGAAUAUGCCAACAUAGACCUCCAUAGCCAUCUACAUCUGCAGACUAUCGUUGUAGAGCGGGAGGAAGACGACGAAGUUGGGAACAACACUUGCGAAACGCCACUCAUGAGCAAUCGCAGAGAGAGUGCCGUUUGAAACGAAAACUACCUUUUUUAAAUCCUGAACUAAGUGAUUAAAUGGAAACUCACUUAUAUGCUAAAAGCAUUAUCGGUUUCGUCUCCGAGUGGUGGAAAAUGACAGGAUUCCUGCAAUUCCAUGCUCUUCAAAUGCACAUGGUGGUGCUCAAACUAAAUAAACUAUUGUAAGCGGUCAUUGGUCUAACAAGGAGUUCUGGAUUUUUUUCUAUUCCUGAUUCUAUCUCGACUGAAAAAAAUGGAAAAUAUCAUAUUUGUAUGAAUAUCUUUCCCAGUUUUCAAACACAACUAUUGUAAAAUAUUA
Messenger RNA from Argiope bruennichi, 3104 nucleotides. Its product is annotated as hemicentin-1-like. The transcript is spliced from 13 exons. The coding region runs from base 192 to 2801 and encodes 869 amino acids. NCBI's taxonomy places the organism in Eukaryota, Metazoa, Arthropoda, Arachnida, Araneae, Araneidae. Gene Ontology annotation, molecular function: protein binding. The record is from RefSeq and is a predicted model, not a curated record.